Molecule: messenger RNA, 1124 nt
Organism: Colletotrichum destructivum
Lineage: Eukaryota; Fungi; Ascomycota; Sordariomycetes; Glomerellales; Glomerellaceae
Product: Putative GNAT domain, acyl-CoA N-acyltransferase
Exons: 1
Coding region: 71-850 (259 amino acids)
Molecular function (GO): acyltransferase activity, transferring groups other than amino-acyl groups
Source: RefSeq, a predicted model, not a curated record
CAACACCACUCAGUCAAGUCUCACUUCACCAACCCCAAUACCAUAAUUCCAUCAAGAACCCCGAACGACGAUGCCGUCCACCGACAUUACAUUCACAACCCUCCCCAGAUCCCACUCGGAUCCCUCCAAGUUCCACCGCCUUACGACCCUCUACAAGUCCUUCCGUCUCCUCUCCCUCCGCCUCUCCCCGGAAUCCUUCGGCUCGUCCUACGCCCGCGAAGUCGCCUUCCCCUGGGACACAUGGACGUCGCGUCUCUCCAAUCCGCUGGCCACGACCAUCGUCGCCUACAAAUCCACAUCGUCCUUCGACCCAGCCCCGGAAAUCGAACCCGCUCCGGCCGGCGUCCCAGCGACCCCAGACAACGUCAACCUCGACGCGGCUCUCAGCGCGGAAUGGCUCGCCUCCCUAACGAUAAUAGGCCCCCUGGACACCGCGGCCCUCGCGACGUCCCUCCACCUGGACCCCGACCUCGUCGACCUCGGCUCGUCGCAGGAGACGGGCACAGAGACAGACACGGAGACGCCGACGAGGCAGCAGCACAUCCUCAACGGCAUGUACGUCGUCCCCUCCGCGCGGGGCGAGAAGCUGGGCAUCCGGAUCCUGGAGCACGUCAAGGACCUGGUCGCCUCCGAGGCGAGAUCGCAGGGCCGGGGGGCGCGCAUCUCGCUGAUCGUCGACUACGACAACGCGGCGGCGAGGAAGACGUAUGAGAGGUGCGGAUUCGAGGUCGUGCACCGGUAUUGGUUUGGCGACUAUCGUGAGGGCAGGGGGGCGAGGACGGAGGCGGCGGUCAUGGUGCUUGAUAUUGGCUGUGAGGUUAAACGGCAUGUCACGGACAACUUGACCUGAGGUCAGAUGGCAAAAGGUUUUUUAUCAAUCAGUCAAACGGUGGGAAGCAAGGAUUCAUGGUGUGUUUUCAUCUAUUCGCACUGCUAACAAUACCAAGCAAAGUCUUAUGGUCGUCGUAUCAUCAUCAUUUUCUUCCAGUAUCAAGUGUGUCAUCCAGCAGCCCCCUCAGCAACACAAGGUAGCCCAGACCCAAGUCAAGAGAUCUUUCCGUAACUCAAUUCUAUCCCAGUCUCUCCAAUCGCAACUCUGUCCCCCCCCCGCUAGUCGUCCGAAC